Patella vulgata (common limpet) is the source of this 1338-nucleotide messenger RNA. RefSeq names its product nicotinamidase. Lineage: Eukaryota; Metazoa; Mollusca; Gastropoda; Patellidae. Gene Ontology annotation, molecular function: calcium ion binding. Bases 203 to 1279 code for a protein of 358 amino acids. The record is from RefSeq and is a predicted model, not a curated record. The transcript is spliced from 8 exons.
UAGUUCAACUCAAUGACGUCUAUACAGACGUCAUUAGUUCAACUCAUUAGAAUCGAAACUGUAUACUGUCAGCUGACUUUGUUCCGUAUUGAUGUCAACAAAUUGUUUACUAUUUUUAGACUUUUUUUUUUGCAGAAGGCAAAGACCCUGUUAGCUGGUUUCUGAAUUCGUUUCCACUUGUGCUUCACUACUUGAAGAAGAAAUGAAUCCGAUAGAAAAUUAUCUGAAGGGUAAUUUUAAAGAUGAUGUGAUUACAAUUCAAGAAGUUUUUCGGGUUUAUGACCAAAAUAAUGAUGCAUUUUUGGACUUUGAAGAGUUCUUUGCUUUAGUUAAAGAUGUUUUUAAAAAAGGUCAAAAUACCACCAAAUCUGAGGAGAUAUCCACAGAAUUAGUGGAGGCUUUAUUAAAGAUAUUUGAUACAGAUAAGGACAAAAAGAUAAAUCUCAGAGAAUUCGCUGAUGUGUGGAGAUAUUGGUUAAAACAGAUAUUAAAACCAGUGACAGCUCUAAUUAUAGUGGAUGUACAGAAUGAUUUUAUUACGGGAAGUCUGGCGUUAAAAUGUUGUCCUGCUCAACAAGAUGGUGCCUCAGUUAUCUCCCCUAUCAACAACUUACUAGACACCGUGCCUUUUGAUGUAGUGAUAUAUUCGUUAGAUUGGCAUCCGGAGAACCACAUAUCUUUUUAUGAUAACAGAUCGUUACGUCCUUUCACACCUUUAAAUAAAGAGAAAUCAGAAGUAGAUGUAAUGGAUGCAGUAGAAUUUUCAGGUCCACCAAAAACUGAACAAGUUUUAUGGCCCCGACAUUGCGUUCAAGAUACAGAAGGCUCACAACUCCAUCCAGAUCUGAAGGUUGUAAAUAAAGGUUUUAUGGUACAUAAAGGAACGAACCCCGAUAUAGAUAGUUACUCAGCAUUCUGGGAUAAUGGUAAACUAUCGCAAACAGAGUUGGUUAAUAUUUUAGUCGAGCAUCAUGUGACUGAUGUUUAUAUUUGUGGCCUGGCUUAUGAUGUCUGUGUUGGUUUUACAGCAACACAUGCAACACAACAUGGUUUCCGUACAACAUUCAUAGAAGAUGCUAGUAAAGGUGUAAUAAUGGAGGAUAUGAAGAAAACACGAAAUAAACUGAUGAACAUGGGAGUUGUAAUGGCCAAUUCUCAUCAGGUGGAAGAUAUGGUUUUAGCAAAGGAAAGAUGUUUAAAACAUGGUAUCAAAGCAGCAGCUAAUUAUUUCAUAGCCAGAAAUAUCGUUCAAACUAAACCAAAACAAAAUCUCUUAUAAGCACCUUUAAUGUCCUAGAUUUAAUCAAAAUUGACCAGUCAAAAGAGAUAUUAGAUUCA